AUGGAAGACGACCAGAGUCAAGUCUGUGCAGUAUGUCUCAAUCUUUGCUACGAGAGAUUCACACCAAAGGACGGCGAUAUAUCGCCGCGGCGAGUUAAUACCGUUGGCUUCGAUGAGCUCAAACACUCCGUUGAUAAAGGCUGUAGAAUCUGUUGUGUACUGCAGCAAGCCGUCAGGAUAUUCUGGGGCUCGAGUCCUGAUAGGGAAGGACAUAGCCCUGAAGAAAAGAUAUGGGAAAUAGUAGAACCAGCUCUAUCAAUAAAGAUUAGCGGUGGUGGAGUAGGUGAGCACAGCGAAAAUGAUGAGCCUGCUGGAUCCAGCCACAGACCCAAGGUGGUAGGAGAUAACAAUUCAGCCGAAAGCGGUAAACAUGGCGGGAUUGAUAAUUAUGAACAAGACUGCGUGGAUGAAAGUGAUGAGGAAGGAUAUGAGAGUGGCUUCGAAGUUGAAAGAAGUUUACUAUGGUUACACAUGGUAAUCAGACCCGGAAAGAGUAUGAUCCUACAACGAUCAGAGUCUGGAACGAAGUACGACUACGCGGCUGUCACAAGAGGUGUUGAACUUUAUACAAAAAUAGGUAUCAUUAGAACUCCACGAGAUUGGCCAACUAAGCUGAGUUUCGCUUCAGGCGAGCCGCAAAUCCAUCCAGCUUUUGGGCACAGUCGAGACGUACCAGUGUCACUCGAGCUUGAAACCUGCAAGAGAAUGUUACAUGCAUGGAUGAAAGACUGUAUACUGAAUCAUAGCAAUUGCAGGGAGGAUGCUGCGCCGUUACCUAAACGAGUUAUACAGAUUUCCGGAUCUUCAUUUCGCCUCAUUGAACCUCCACCAUACACCUUAGCAAGAUACGUAACACUCAGUCAUUGCUGGGGUGAGCAUCCAGAGUUAGUUUUCAAAACGACACUUGAAAACCUCGACGACCGCAAGUCAGGCAUCAAAUGGGAAGAGCUAAAUCCGGUCUUUCAGGAUACUCUCACCAUCACCAAGCUCAUCAACUGCGACUACCUGUGGAUUGAUAGUUUGUGCAUUAUUCAAGACGAUGAGGCUGAUUGGAGGGAACAGUCUUUGAAGAUGUCCGAGAUAUAUUCUCAUUCAACCCUGAAUAUAGCUGCGACUUCCUCCCCUAAUGGGUCCACUGGAUACUUCACGGGCCGGCAAUGUUUCAGUGAUUUAUAUGGGGAUCCAAGAGGUUUCCACCAGCUCUCUGUGAGGUCAUGGGAGCUCAAGAGUAGUAGCGAUCAACCUCUCAGUAUAUUUGUCCGUCCAGUGCUUGAGGAUGGGCAUGACUAUGUCAUGAGAAAUAUGGUAAAUCGCCGGUGGCAGGUGGCGCCUCUAUUAACACGGGCCUGGGUACUCCAAGAGCGUCUUUUGGCACCACGAAACCUUCAUUUUUCUGCCUCAGAGUUAAUAUGGGAGUGUCGCUCGACUCUCUCCUGCGAAUGCACAGGCCUGGAUAGUCCUUCGACCGGACCCUACAGUACGCAUCAAGUUUCGUCAGUUGAGGAAGUGAGCAUAUAUCAAUCGUCCCGUGUGCCACGCCAAUUCUUUAAAGGGCAUUUCGCUCAAGUCUGUGGCGACUCGAAUUCAAUCCAAGAAACCUUUAACUUCUGGCUUCUUGCGGUAGAGUGUUAUUCCAAACUCUCACUCAGCAGAUCUUCAGACGUGGCUGUUGCGCUUGCGGGGAUCGCUCAGCGUGUUAGGGAUCAUAUUGAACUUGAGUAUGCCGCAGGAAUAUGGAUUGGUGAUCUUGCUCGGGGUCUCUUGUGGAUGGGAACACCCCGUUCAAGCUUGAAAGCAACAAGAAGGUCAGCUUCUAUGCCUACAUGGUCAUGGAUGUCUCGAUCAACUCGGCACUUUCCGGAUGACCCGUUAUGUUCUCUGAUAUACCACGACGCGCUAUUGGACGGCUUUCUGCAGGACGAGCGAUUCCAGGUCCAUGGCUACAGCAUUAAAUUUGAGUCAGACAAUGAUGGACUGUUCAGCAGUCCUAAGUCUGGCCAAGUAGAAAUCACUGGGGCAUGGCUACCGGCAACGAUUACUUUGGAGCCGUUACACCUCUCGAUUGACUCCAGAAUGGAUUUUAGGGUGAAUCUGCAUUGCGAUGAUAAUACCUAUUCAGAGUUGCUUUGUGCUGAUUGCCCGUACUGGGAUGUUGGUAGAGGUCCCCUUCUCGAAGGCGAAGAAGUGUGCUGCUUGCUAAUCGGCACUACCGAGGAGAGAUCUUACACUGAACAAACAGAACAUGUUCUUGUGUUGAGAAAAGUCGAGGAGCAAGCCAGUUGUUAUGAACGGAUCGGGAUUUCCGUGUUUUGCUUGUAUGAGUACCGUCUAUUUCAGGAUGCCCCUGUUUCAAGAAUCGAAAUUGUAUGA
This is a messenger RNA of Endocarpon pusillum Z07020, 2370 nucleotides long. RefSeq lists its product as uncharacterized. The coding region runs from base 1 to 2370 and encodes 789 amino acids. The record is from RefSeq and is a predicted model, not a curated record. NCBI's taxonomy places the organism in Eukaryota, Fungi, Ascomycota, Eurotiomycetes, Verrucariales, Verrucariaceae. The transcript has a single exon.